Molecule: messenger RNA, 888 nt
Organism: Hevea brasiliensis (rubber tree)
Lineage: Eukaryota; Viridiplantae; Streptophyta; Magnoliopsida; Malpighiales; Euphorbiaceae
Exons: 3
Coding region: 1-888 (295 amino acids)
Source: RefSeq, a predicted model, not a curated record
AUGUCUGUGAAAAAACAAAUGAUUGUUAUCUUACGUUAUGUUGACAAAAAUGAUUGUGUUAUUGAGAGAUUUUUUGGAAUUGUGCAUAUUUUUUAUACAAAUGCUUUGUCUCUUAAAUCAUCAAUUGAGUCAUUGUUUGCUAGGCAUGGAUUAAGCAUGGCAAUAUUACGAGGCUCAGGUUACGAUGUUACGAUGGAGCUACUUCAAUUAACCCUUGUUGUUGUUGCAAAAAGCGAUAUUCAUAUUGCAUCGCUUUUUAAUAUGAUUGCUAGUUUGUUGAAUGUUGUUGGAGCCUCAUGUAAAUGUCGAGAUAUUCUUCGAGAAAGUCAAGCCACUGAAGUUUCUGAGGCAUUAAAAACUAGUGAAAUGAUAAGUUAUCAUAGAUUAAAUCAAGAAACUAGUCUUAAAAGAGCAACAGAUGCACAUUGGGGUUCACAUUAUGGUACAAUUCUAAAUUUGAUCAACAUGUCGUCAACUGUCGUAGAGAUACUUAACAGUAUUGUUAAGGAUGAUACAAGUUCAGAGCAAAGGGCAGAAGCAUAUGGUCUAUUAGAAGUAAUACAAUCUUUUGAUUUUAUAUUUAGCUUACAUUUAAUAAAAGAAAAAAUGAUUCGUCUUGCUCAAUUUUAUCUAUGUGACUUUUCAUCAACGGAGCUUAUGGCACUUGAUAAUCAACUUGGGACUCAUAUUAUUGAUGUGUGUUCUAAUGAUGAGUUUUCAACAAUUAAGGGAAUUGGUGGUUUUGCUCAAAAGUUUGUCCAAACAAAGAAGAAUUUAGCAUAUCCACUAGUUUACUUGCUUGUGAAAUUGGCAUUGAUAUUACAUGUUACAACUGCAAGUGUUGAAAGGGCAUUUUCUACAAUGAAAACUGUGAAAAUUCGAUUGUAG